Ahaetulla prasina is the source of this 3654-nucleotide messenger RNA. It is a transcript of the gene NFXL1, whose product is annotated as nuclear transcription factor, X-box binding like 1. Lineage: Eukaryota; Metazoa; Chordata; Lepidosauria; Squamata; Colubridae. Gene Ontology annotation, biological process: regulation of DNA-templated transcription. Bases 224 to 2887 code for a protein of 887 amino acids. Gene Ontology annotation, molecular function: zinc ion binding; RNA polymerase II transcription regulatory region sequence-specific DNA binding; DNA-binding transcription factor activity, RNA polymerase II-specific. Gene Ontology annotation, cellular component: nucleus. The transcript is spliced from 22 exons. The record is from RefSeq and is a predicted model, not a curated record.
UUGAGUCCCGCCCAUGGCCGCUUCCCUCGCCUUUUUCAUGGCGGCGUUUCCGGUUCUUCGGCCGGCAUUCGGCGCAAGGGGUGGCUGGGAAUCGUAGUUUGAGCCGCCGAACCGGCUGGAGCGGGAGCCGAAGGUGUUACGUCGCUUUCUCCGCGGCUCGCACUGGCGGAAGAGCGGCCGGAGGAGCAGGAGCGGCGGCCGGAGGAAGCCACUAAGCGGAGGGAUGGAAGCCGCUGCUUGGCGCCAGGGAGGGCGCGGGAGAGGCAGGGGCCGGGCUGCAACCGGCGGGGUCUCUUUGGGGAACGGACCCGGCGGGCGGGGAAAGGCGAGAGGAGCGGGAGGGUUGCCGGCCAGCGCAGGGGGAGCCCAUGAACUUGCAUCACAGAAAAAGUUCGACGAAAUUAAGAAGGCUAAUCAAGCUGCAGUUAAGAGACUUGUUGAAAAUCAAUUUAGUUCCUCAUCCGAUGAUGAAGGUGAUGAUGAAGAAGAAGAAAUUGAAGGAAAGCACGGACAAAUCUUGGCCAAAACGUUUACAAAAUAUACUAAUCAGACUGAUGGAGAUGCAAGUGAAUUGGAGCGUACAAAGCAGUAUAUGAAUGACGCCUUUCAAUCUGGGGCACUGACGUGUCUGAUUUGCAUUGCUUCAAUUAAGAGAAACCAAGCGGUCUGGAGUUGCUCUGGAUGUUUCUGCAUAUUUCACAUGCCGUGCCUACAAAAGUGGGCGAAGGAUAGCCUUUUCUUAGUAUCUUCUCCUCUGACAGAUGAUGAUUUUGGAAAGAAAGAUUAUCCAUGGCCAUGUCCAAAAUGCAGGUUUGAAUACAGGCGAUCUGAGAUUCCUACUCGAUACUACUGCUAUUGCGGGAAGACUGAAGAUCCACCUCUCGACCCCUGGCUGGUUCCACAUUCCUGUGGCCAGGUCUGUGAGAGAGAUUUCAAACCUUCUUGUGGACACAGGUGUCUAUUGCUUUGCCAUCCAGGUCCAUGUCCACCUUGCCCAAAGAUGGUCGUAAUAACUUGCUACUGCAAAAAGGCCAGGGCGGUGCCGCGGAGAUGCAGCAUGAAAGAAUGGUCGUGUCAACUGCCCUGUGGACGAAAAUUGCCCUGUGGGCAGCACAACUGUGGGAACCCUUGUCAUCCAGGAGAUUGCCAAUCAUGUCCAAGAGUCAGUAAACAAAGUUGUGUCUGUGGUAAACAAAUAGCAGAAAGGCAGUGUGCAAGCCCUUUAUGGCAAUGUGAUGAGAUUUGUGGCCGAACCUUGUCUUGUGGCUAUCAUGUCUGCGAACAAAUUUGUCAUGGUGGCUCCUGUGGAGAAUGUCCCAGAUCUGGGAAAAGGUCUUGUCCUUGUGGAAAAUCAAAAUUUUCUUUGCCGUGUACUGAAGACGUGCCUACUUGCGGAGAUAGUUGCGACAAAGUCCUUGAAUGUGAGAUCCAUAGAUGUUCACAACGCUGCCAUCGAGGUCCUUGUGAAAUCUGUAGACAGGAAGUUGAAAAGCAGUGUCGAUGUGGGAAGCAUAUGAAGCAAAUGCCCUGCCAUAAACCAUACCUCUGUGACACCAAAUGUACAAAAAUACGGGAUUGUCAGAAACACCAGUGCAAGAGAAAGUGUUGUCCUGGAAAUUGUCCGUCAUGUGACCAAGUCUGUGGUCGAACGUUGGGAUGUCGUAAUCACAAGUGUCCUUCAGUCUGCCACAGAGGCGGCUGCUAUCCAUGCCCUGAAACGGUGGAUGUGAAGUGCAAUUGUGGUAAAACUGUUCUCAAAGUACCCUGUGGGAGAGAACGUACCACCAAGCCCCCCCGAUGCAAAGAAUUCUGCAGGCAGCCACCAACUUGCCAUCAUCCUUCUCGAGAGAAACACAGUUGCCAUUUCGGCCCUUGCCCUCCUUGCCACCAGAUCUGUAAGAAAGUUUUUGAAAAGUGCGGUCACUUAUGCCUCGCUUCUUGCCAUGAUGAAGCACUUGUAAAGCAAACUGGCUUGCAUCAGCCCGCAGGCCCCUGGGAACAGCCCACCACACCUGCUUUUAUUCAGACAGCAUUGCCUUGCCCUCCAUGCGAAGUCCCUAUACCAACGCAAUGCUUUGGAAAACACGAGAUAAACCCAUUGCCGUGUCAUACUGCAGGGCCAUAUUCCUGUAAAAGAAUCUGUGGAAGGUGGCUGGAUUGCCAGAAUCAUACUUGCCUGAAAGAAUGCCACACAGUUUCUGAAAAAGAUGCCAACAGUGAUAGGCAAAAGGCAGGUCCAGAAUGUUCUCAGUGUGAAGAAGGAUGUUCCAAGCCACGACCAGCUGGGUGCUCUCAUGCGUGCCCUUUGCCAUGCCAUCCCGGAGAAUGUCCGGCAUGUGCCCAAAUGAUCCGAAUAAAAUGUCACUGCAAACUGACAAGCCUGUACAUUGAAUGCAUAAAAAUCACUAAUGCUACUGCAGAAGUGAAAGAAGAGCUGUGUUCAUGCAAAAACCAGUGCCCCAAGGAGCUACCUUGUGGCCAUCGGUGUAAAGAGAUAUGUCACCUAGGGGAGUGUUGUCAGAAUUGCAAUCAGAAAGUUAAGAUCCGUUGUCCUUGUAAGAGACUCAAAAAGGAACUUCUGUGCAGUGAAGUUCGCGAAGGUCAGUGUUCCUUAGAAUGUGAUGCGGUAUGCAAAGAAAUGAAACGGAAAGCUUCUGAGAUUAAGGAAGCAGAGGCUAGAGCUGCCAUCGAAGAGGAAAAACGGAGACAGCAGGCAGAACUGGAGGCUUUUGAAAAUAGGUUGAAAGGACGUCGGAAGAAUAAGAGGAAAAAGGACGAGAUCGAAGUUGAACAACCUUUAUGGCAAAAGUAUAAGAAUGUGAUUCUGCUGCCAGUCUGUGGAAUUAUUGUCUUAAUGGUUGCCUGGUUCCUAGCAUACAAUAAUUGAAGUCUUAAAAUUACUUCCGCAUGCUUCGAUGUAAAGAAUUGAUAAAAUGGUCUGUGUUCUAUAUUGAGAAUUAAUGGUCAUUGAUGGUGUUUUUCAGUAAUUUCACUGUUUAUUGAUAGAACAAAACCUAUUUCAGUUUUUACCUCAAAAUCACUUCAAAAUACUUUGUGAUGAUCGUACCAUACUCAUUCCUAGGCAAAUAUGCCAAGUUCUUUAAAAUGUUUACAUAAGAUUAAUCACGUAUUGCUUCUCUGACAUUAUUUUGUUUCAGGUUAGCUGAGGGUUGCUAGUGAUUAGUUAUUUUGAAAGGUGUUCACAAGAAUGAUCUCUUGGUGAUUUAAACAUUAUAUGUUAAAAGUUAGUUUAGUACACUUGCACAGUCCUGCAAGUGGGUUUAGCAGCUAGCUAAAUGAAAUUUUGGAAUUUAUAUUUUACAUUUAGUUAAUUAAUAUAAGUCCUCGAAGGAAAACCUGAAGCUGUAUAGCAAUUCUAAUUAUACUUUGUCGAAGGUUGUUUAUUUUUAAAAAAUGUACUUUAAGCAUUCUGAGCUCUAAGAUCCAUUCUUGUUAAUUAUAUAAUCCAGUAGCAGCUCUUUCUGUAUUAGAUAAUUUCUACUGUGAUUUAGUCUAUGUAAAUGGCUUUUUCUUUAGAUUUAGCGUCUUCAGCUGAAAGACUUCCAAACCAUAGUAUUUAAGGCUAAUAUCUCUGCCCCACUAAAUAAACUCUUUUCAAAAUGAAAAUGUACUUUAAAUAAAUUAUUAUCUCUG